Clonostachys solani is the source of this 579-nucleotide messenger RNA. Lineage: Eukaryota; Fungi; Ascomycota; Sordariomycetes; Hypocreales; Bionectriaceae. The record is from the annotation of a GenBank genome assembly.
AUGAAACCUAGCGCUGCAUUUGCUUUCAAUAUUGGGCACAUGGCCUCUUUUGCGGCUGCAGGCUCGUUCCGCCGUGCAGUCGAUACUGAAGGGUUUCAACUGUACGGAUAUGGUGCUGGCGUCGGUGGCCUCACCCUGUUUUACGCCGGUGGAAAUGCCUAUAUUGGUGACUACACUCGGAUCAAAAAUCCAGAUGCGGCGCCUGUCAUCUUCACCGCAAGUUCAGGCUACUUACUGGGUUCCCCCAACGCGACAGCUUUCUCCAACUCUGACGAUGUACCAACCUGGGGGUCGGGAACUGCCCUUGCUAUUCCAGCGGCCUCAUCCUCCUCGCAUGCGGUUGUGUUCAGUAACUCCACCGCUGGUAACUCCUCCAUCGUCGCUGACUCAUUCACUUCCUACGGCGCUUAUAUUUUUGUAUAUGGAGACGAUGGUGAUAUGGAAUCUCUUUGGUACACAGUGCCAUCUGAUAUCAGGGGUGUUUAUGCACUCAAGUGGAAUUCCACAGGAGAGAAUGAUAACACAACGAUUUCUCUAACAUUGAAGAAGACUCCACCUUCAAAGAAUCCUCUUCAUUGA